AUGUCACAGCAAUUACCGUUGCCAGGCAGCUCCUACCCACCAUCAACUUCAACCACGGGCUCAGGCCACCAAACAUCUGGUCCUCCGAUGUACGGCUACUACAGCCAUCAACAACUGCCACCACCUCACUCCCGUUCUUCUCAGCAUAGUACUAAUGAGAUGCAACAUCAGAGGCCCAGUACCCAGGCCCAAGGGCAACUACCUCAACAUUCUCACUCCAACACACAGGCUCAUCAGCAAGCCCAGUCUCACGCCUCUCUGUCUCAGCACCAUCUUCCGCCUCCACAGAUGCAACCUCCUCCUGCACACUCCAGGCAAGAAGACACGCAGCCGGGCCCUGUUGGGACUGUAACAUCUGUAUCCGCGGGGAAACCUCCUGGGAACUCUCAGCAGAUAUUGGCCCCGUUUUCGAAGAUUGAUGAGGCUACCGGACGCAAGUAUCAACUGGAUGUCGUCCAGCAACCCCGAAGAGCCCGAAUGUGCGGGUUUGGUGAUAAGGAUCGACGGCCCAUCACUCCGCCCCCGUGUGUUCGUCUAAUAAUUACAGAUAUUGCCACCGGAAAAGAAAUCGACUGCAAUGACAUUGACCACUCAAUGUUUGUCCUCAAUGUCGAUCUUUGGAGUGAUGACGGCACAAAAGAAGUCAAUCUUGUGCGGUCCUCUACAGGCAGCCCAUCGAUCUCAUCGACAACUCCGUAUUCGUACACGACCCUGAACGGAGGCGAUGCGGGGAUGGCACAAUACACCCAGCACGUCCUUCCAUCUAAUCGGGACCAAGCGUACACUUCACCUCAAACCGUAGGCUAUGUCCAGGACUAUCAAAUGCAAGGCAAUUACGGUCAAGUGCCAUCCUAUACACAAAAUUCCUCCUAUGGUCCACCCCAACAAUACUUCCCCCAUCAUCACUCAUACCGCCCAGAAGGGGCUGUCGCCCCUUUGCCGUCACAGACGACUGUUUCUCCCUACAGCAGAAAUGGAUCCACCAGCUCUCCAGGCUAUGUCCAAGAUCACAAUACUUUGGCGAGGAUGGCCAUGGUCGGCGGGCAACCACAGGGUAUGUUCACACGAAAUUUGAUUGGCAGCUUGGCAGCUAGCGCGUUUCGCCUCAGUGAUACGACGGACCGCAUUGGAAUAUGGUUUGUUCUGCAAGACCUCAGUGUUCGAACGGAGGGUCCUUUUCGCUUGCGGUUCUCUUUCGUCAAUGUUGGGCCGCCAGAUGGCACACCUCGUGAUACGGGGACACCAAAGGUGAACAAGAGCAGGGCUCCAAUUUUGGCCUGCUGCUUCAGUGACACCUUCAAUGUCUAUUCGGCCAAGAAGUUCCCGGGUGUAUGUGAAAGCACUCCGCUGAGCAAGACGUUUGCAACCCAAGGAAUCAAAAUACCAAUCCGAAAAGACUCAAAUGUUAAGGGAGGUGAUGACGAUGAUUACGGUGACUAG
Messenger RNA from Pochonia chlamydosporia 170, 1440 nucleotides. RefSeq names its product VelB protein. The record is from RefSeq and is a predicted model, not a curated record. The transcript has 6 exons. The coding region runs from base 1 to 1440 and encodes 479 amino acids. NCBI's taxonomy places the organism in Eukaryota, Fungi, Ascomycota, Sordariomycetes, Hypocreales, Clavicipitaceae.